Molecule: messenger RNA, 1377 nt
Organism: Diabrotica virgifera virgifera (western corn rootworm)
Lineage: Eukaryota; Metazoa; Arthropoda; Insecta; Coleoptera; Chrysomelidae
Gene: Prdm13
Product: histone-lysine N-methyltransferase MECOM
Exons: 5
Coding region: 10-1302 (430 amino acids)
Cellular component (GO): nucleus
Source: RefSeq, a predicted model, not a curated record
UUGAACAAAAUGAUCUCGGGGUUUUAUAGUGUCUCGUCUGCUAAUGUUUCUUGUUACGUUACGGGAUCCUCAGAUUUGUUAGUGCCAGGAAGAGUCACUGCUGUGAGUAACAUACCACAAGGUUCGGUUACUCAAUCUAUUGACCCUACAGCACUUGUGGGACAACCUGAUGUUCAGCAGAUUUCGGUUAGAAUAUCACCUAAUGGUACAAUCGACCUGGAUGAUCGAUUUAAGUCUAUAUGGUCACCAACAACUCAUUGGAUAAGAGCAUUGCGCCUCUCUGAUGAUUGCCAUAGUUAUAACUUACAACUUAAGCUUUACAAAAGCUCAACUGUGAAAAUAGAUAGUAAUGAACCACCAAAACUUAUUUUACAAGCAAUACGGCCCAUUGAAAUGGGCCAAGAAUUAUUAUUGUGGUUUUCAGAAGAUAUUCUGGCGAUGUUGCAGAUGACUUUUUUAACUCCUGCUAAUAUACAAGGUCAAAAAAAGUAUGUUUGCAACAGAUGUUCCACGCUCUACGAAUCUCCAAAUCCUUUAAAACUACACAUUACACUAGGAUGUGGAAAGAUGUCUAUUUCAACUCUUUGGGAAAGACUUUCUAAUGCUUUGAAUGAAUCCCGUCAGACAUUUGAAAAAGAAGACACUUUUAACGUCCAGUUGAACCUUAAACAUCAAUCAGUUAAACAAAAGUCUGCUAUUGACUUGACAAAAUAUGCAGAAAAUGUGAUGCCCUUGGAACAUAGACUUUAUAGACCUUACGAAAAAGAGCCGAGUGCUUUUAAACCAUUUAAGAAAGAUGAAAAUUCCUCUCAGGCUUUUGAUGAGUACUCCAAGAUUGUGGAUUAUAAUGUUACGCCUCCACCUACAGUACUUCCAUCUUGCUUUGAUUUACGUCAUCAAGGAUAUAGCGACGAAGCUCAAAUUGAAAGUCUCGUUAGCAGUUUGGGAAAGUCACGACAAGGACACAUUUGUCUUUACUGUGGAAAGUGUUAUUCUAGAAAAUAUGGAUUAAAAAUUCAUAUAAGAACUCAUACUGGAUACAAACCUCUGAAAUGCAAAUUUUGUAAUAGACCCUUUGGAGAUCCGAGUAAUCUGAAUAAACAUGUAAGGCUACAUGCUGAAGGAAAUACGCCCUAUAGAUGUGAACUCUGCGGAAAAAUUUUGGUAAGAAGACGUGACUUGGAGAGGCAUUUAAAAUCUAGACAUAUGGUAGAAACCCACCCUGGCAUGAAUAUCAUUGUCGAUUCAACCGAUGAAAUCAAAAGUGAACCAAGUGACGAAGAAUCGAAAUCUAUGAAAUGAUAUUAUAUUUUGAUAAUUUCUUAUAAAUGUGUUUAUUUGCUGAUGUUUAUUUUUGAAAAUAUAAAUGUUCUGAUG